This is a messenger RNA of Lethenteron reissneri (Far Eastern brook lamprey), 2746 nucleotides long. RefSeq names its product U6 snRNA biogenesis phosphodiesterase 1 (gene USB1). Gene Ontology annotation, molecular function: 3'-5'-RNA exonuclease activity. NCBI's taxonomy places the organism in Eukaryota, Metazoa, Chordata, Hyperoartia, Petromyzontiformes, Petromyzontidae. The record is from RefSeq and is a predicted model, not a curated record. Gene Ontology annotation, cellular component: nucleus. Gene Ontology annotation, biological process: U6 snRNA 3'-end processing.
CCCCAACCCGCCCAGCCCGCCCGCCCGCCCGGGGCGAAUGCGCGUGGAGGCAGGAGGCGAGCGCCGAGCGAGCGCCAUGCUGCCGGGCCUGGUGAGCUACAGCAGCAGCAGCAGCUGCAGCAGCUCGGGUGAGGAGGAGGAGGAGGAUGAGAAGGAGGAUCACGCGGGGAUCGUGUACGGGCGGCCCGGCACGGUGGAGGCACGUCGGGACGUGGGGAUGACCCCUUCUCAAGCUGCUGCCCCUCCUCCAGCUGCCCCUCCUCCUCCAGCUGCCCCUCCUCCUCCAGCUGCCCCUCCUCAAGCUGCCUCUCCUCCUCCUCAACGCCGUCCUCGUCGUGCCGGCACGGCCCGAGACCUACAGGGACGGCCCGCUGGAGGACGACUCCCGCUGCCCGAGAGUGUUCGCAGCAUGUUUGCUGACGACGAUGAGAAAGCCGACGACGCAGAAGGUGGAAGCCAGCAUGGUGGACGCCUCCGCUCCUUUGCCCAUGAGAGAGGCAACUGGGCGACUUACGUCUACCUGCCAUAUUCGGGGGAUUCCGACUUUGACGAGCUGGUGGACCUGGUGUUGAGGCGGUUGUGCGAUGUUGGACUGCGCAUGAGUAAACAGGAAGACUUCCACAUCAGCCUCUCGCAGACGGUGGUUCUGCGCUACCACUGGAUCAACCUCUUCCUGCAGACGUUGAGAGAGCGCCUUGGCUCCUACCACCGAUUUAACUGCUUCACGAACAAGGUCAAGGUAUAUACGAACCAGGAGAGAACAAGGACUUUCUUGGGGCUGGAGGCAACGCGCGGGCAGCAGGACUUGCUGGGCUUGGUGACAGAGAUCGAUGGAGCAAUGCAGGAGUUCCAGUUGCAGACAUUUUUCAAGGACACGUCAUUCCACAUGAGUCUGGCGUGGUGUGUCGGAGAUUUGUCAGACCGUUUCAACCAGGACCUUAUAAACCAGUUACAGGAUGUGGUGGAUGAAUUUGAGGACAGCCCACGUUUGCUGCGCAUCCACGCCGAGCAGCUCGUGUGCAAGACGGGACACAAGCUGCACCCUGUGCCACUGAGGUAGCGCCGGUGUGCGCCUCAUAGCCGUACAACGUGCUUCCUAGUCGGCCAGCGAUGGGCAACCCAGAUGAGUCGGUGGGCCACGUGGCCACACGAGAAGCCCUCCUUCUUCACCUCAGUGGGCGACAAGCUUGGCAUCAUACUUGUGUUCUUGGGUUUUUUUCGGUAAAGUCACGUAGGUAAAAAAUUUAAAUUAAUAAAAGUAAAAUAAAAAUAAAAUAAAAUCACGACGUUUCGGAAGCAACACAAGCUUCCAUCUUCAGGUGGAACCGUCACAGCACGAUAGCUGUAUCAACUAAGAGAAAUUCCAAGAAAACAGUCCUUGUAUAUAUACUGGUUGAGGGUGGGAGGAGCCAAUUGUGAGGUUCGGUGCGGCUGAAGCACGCUGUUAGGAAUGAGUCUUUGUUGUGUAGACUGGUUGAAAAGAGUUGUUAAGGUGCGGCUGAUGUAAAGGUGUGUGUAAAUGGGACUGAGCCUUUUGUUAUGUCGAGGUGGUGAGGCUGAAUGAGUCUUUGUUGUGUAGACUGUUGAACUGGGAGGUUCUAAGAGUUGUUAAGGUGCGGCUGAUUUAAAGGUGCGGCUGCUGUGAAUGGGACUGAGCCUUUGUUAUGUAGAUGAAACAGCACUUUUUGCUACGUUGCUGGGACUAAUUCCAGAUUUGCCAAAUAUGUGUGGUAAAAUCUAGCAUCAUACUUGUGCACUAAUUGUGACCAUGCGCAUCACCCGAGACCCACUGAGACCAGGCCACCACGAGAGGCUUCACGGCUCGCAGGUUGUCCACCGCUGGCCUGUACGGUCACACCCCGGUUGCGCAAUCCACGUGCAUCCCGAUCAGCUGCUGGUGCUGUGUAAAAAAACGACGCUAUGAUGCAACACUUUGGAGGUGAACCACCCGGUGGCUAGAAGAUAGUAGUACAACUAGUGGAUUUAUAAACCUAUCUGUGAGGACCUUUUGAGUGUUAUACCCUUGUCUGUAUGCAUACUCUUUGGUUCUUUUGGUAAAGUCACGUAGGUAAAAAAAUAUAUAAAAGUAAAAAAUUAAUUAAAUCACAACGUUUCGGGCAACAGCAGUUGCUUCUGAUGACGAGCACUUGUGUUGCGCCCGAAACGUCGUGAUUUAAUUUUUAUUUUAUUUUUUUACUUUUAUUAUUUUCUACCUACGUGACUUUACCGAAAGAACCAAAGAGUAUGGAUCCUUGCAGUCGUGAAAACUUCAAAUAUAGAACUUGUCUUGAUGGUUUCGUCUGGGUAAUAUGAUUUCCUCCCAUUUAUAAAACGCUCCUCCCAUAGGGUGUUUAGAAUCUGGAGAAUCCAGUAAUAAACUCCCUUUAUUAUUUGAUUUUCAAGUAAUCCAGAAACUGCAAGGGAUAGAAGGCCAGGCCUUGAGAGAGCAGGACAAUUGGAAUGUCGUGUGCUCUUGACUUUCAUUCUGGAUCAUCAGACCUGCAUGCGAUCAUUGUUCAUGUCGAAAAUAAUGCCACUGCAUGAUGCUUGCACAGAAGAAUAAAAUGUUGCUGUUGUUUUUUCCAUCUUUCCUGUCACUCCCCUCUCUCUCUGGCGAUCCUCAAAAUUGCCUUACUAGAUCGUAAAGUGUUCAUUUUGUUUCUUGCAGGGAUACAUAAAGCGACUUUACAUUAUUGGCACUGGAAUGUAUGUUAUAUGAAUGAAAAUAAAUGUUUACUGUGUAAAC